UACCUCUUAGAAAAACACGUAACCAUAUUUGGAAUGUCCUGUUUGAAGUAGCAUUAAUAUGUUUAACAGAAGGAAAGCAGAAUAAGAAUCAAGAAAUACCAUUCCAGAGAACAAUAUUCUUGCCAUAUCCAAGGCAAAAACACUUGAUUGGUUGGUUUGGUGUUUGUCCCUACCCUUCGAAGCUACAUUAUCGAUGACCAGUUAACCAUGACAAUGAUCAUCAUCAUGAUCAUGGUCAUCAUCAUGAUCCCUCCCUCCCAACACAAACAUAUAACCAUACAUUUGACGACAACAACAACAAGGAAUGUGUGUUUGUGUGUAGAGUGGUUUCAAUGGCAGUGCAGUAUGAGUGCUGUGAUGUGGAGUUUUCAAAACGCGUACUGAUAAUUGUGCUGCUCGUGAUGUUCGCUGGAUUGAUGUCAGGGCUCACUUUAGGCCUCAUGUCAUUGAGUCUCGUUGAUCUUGAGGUCCUUGCAAAGUCUGGAACCCCUCACGAUCGCAACAAUGCUGCAAGGAUAUUGCCUGUGGUCAGGAAUCAACAUUUGUUGCUUUGCACACUCCUAAUUUGCAAUGCGGUAGCCAUGGAGGCCCUUCCAGUUUUUCUGGAUAGUCUUGUUGUUUGGUGGGGUGCUAUACUGAUUUCAGUGACAUUAAUUCUUCUGUUCGGUGAGAUUAUACCCCAAUCAAUUUGUUCUCGGUAUGGUUUAGCAAUUGGUGCAACAGUGGCUCCAGCAGUUCGUGUUCUUGUAUGGAUAUGUUUUCCUGUUGCUUAUCCAAUUAGUAAGUUGCUGGACUUUUUGCUGGGGCAUCGACAUGAAGCCCUUUUCCACAGAGCUGAGCUGAAGACACUUGUAAAUCUGCAUGGCCAUGAGGCUGGAAAAGGUGGGGAACUGACACAUCAUGAAACAACGAUCAUUGCUGGAGCACUUGAACUCUCUGAGAAGAUAGCCAGUGAUGUCAUGACUCUCAUAACCGAAACAUUUUGUGUUGACAUUAAUUCAAAGCUUGAUAGGUAUCUGAUGAAUCUGAUAAUGGAGAAUGGGCAUAGCAGAGUCCCAGUCUAUUAUGAGCAGCCUACAAAUAUUAUUGGACUUAUCCUGGUCAAGAAUUUAUUGACAAUUGACCCAGAAGAUGAAGCACCAGUGAAAAGUGUGACCUUACGAAGAAUUCCAAGGGUUCCAGAAUCGAUGCCUCUGUAUGAUAUUUUGAAUGAGUUCCAAAUGGGUCAUAGCCACAUGGCUGUCGUUGUUAAAAACUGGGACAAGACUGAGCAACAACCUUCCAACAAUAGUGCCUACGUGAGAGAUGUGAAGGUGAAUAUUGACGGUGAUAAGCCUCCCCAAGAGAAUAGUCUAAGAGCUAAAUCGUCACACCAUAAAUGGAAAAGCUUUUCAAGCUCAAAUAAUUCGAAGAGGGAUAGUUCCCAGAGCAGAAAAUGGUCCAAAAAUAUGUACUGCGAUAUUUUGGAUAUAGAUGGAAAUUCACUUCAAAAGCUGCCGGAAAAAGAAGAAGCUGUUGGAAUAAUUACAAUGGAAGAUGUCAUCGAAGAGCUUUUACAGGAAGAGAUCUUUGAUGAGACGGAUCAUCAUUUUGAAGACUUCUGACAGUGAUCCUUCCGUACGAUCAUGUAGAUUAGUGUUUGACAUACUUGUCUGGGAGUUUAGUAGCUAAUAAUUAUUAUU
Vigna radiata var. radiata (mung bean) is the source of this 1682-nucleotide messenger RNA. RefSeq names its product DUF21 domain-containing protein At2g14520. The record is from RefSeq and is a predicted model, not a curated record. Gene Ontology annotation, cellular component: intracellular membrane-bounded organelle. NCBI's taxonomy places the organism in Eukaryota, Viridiplantae, Streptophyta, Magnoliopsida, Fabales, Fabaceae. The transcript is spliced from 11 exons. Gene Ontology annotation, biological process: magnesium ion homeostasis. The coding region runs from base 333 to 1604 and encodes 423 amino acids.